AUGGGCUCUGGAGGCCGCCUCCUGAUACUACUGCUACUGCUGCUGUUUAUCCUGAGUCAGGACCACAAUAAGCUGCUGGCUUUUUUCCGCAUGAAAUAUGGCUGGAAGUGCCCCCGAAUCAGAGCAAAGUGUCUUUUCAGAGAGAAUAAUGAUUGCGUCAAUGACAAGGAUUGCAAGGCCCAGGAGAAAUGUUGCCUGUUCAGCUGUGGAAUGAAAUGUAUAGACCCCACUGAAGACCCAUGUGACCGGAUCGUCAAGACUAAACAUUGUCAGCACACUUUGACCCGAUGGUACUAUAGCAUUAAAGAAAAUGAAUGCUACCCUUUCGAGUACAACCUCUGCACUGAUAGCAAAAACAGCUUCCAGUCUCAUGAUGUUUGCAAGAGAACCUGCUUGGCAUUUG
Vombatus ursinus (common wombat) is the source of this 403-nucleotide messenger RNA. RefSeq names its product epididymal peptidase inhibitor (gene EPPIN). The annotation marks the transcript as partial. The record is from RefSeq and is a predicted model, not a curated record. Gene Ontology annotation, cellular component: extracellular region. Gene Ontology annotation, biological process: negative regulation of peptidase activity. Gene Ontology annotation, molecular function: serine-type endopeptidase inhibitor activity. The transcript has 3 exons. NCBI's taxonomy places the organism in Eukaryota, Metazoa, Chordata, Mammalia, Diprotodontia, Vombatidae.